UUCACAUUGAUUGAUGUGGGGACAUCAGCCACAAUGAGGAGCUCCGCUACCUUUCUGGCAGCCACUCUCUCGAUUGUCAUUUUUCUCCUUCUAAUUCCACAAGAUCUCUGUGUAGAAAUUAUUGGAGGAGAUCCAGUGACUCCUCACUCAAGACCCUACAUGGUGCUACUUAAAGGGGGAGAGAUCUGUGCCGGGGCUUUGAUUGCAAAAGACUGGGUAUUGACGGCAGCUCACUGUAAACUGAACAAGAGAUCCGAGAUCAUCCUUGGGGCUCACUCAAUAAGCAAGAAAGAGCCUGAAAAACAGAUCAUGUCCGUUAAGAAAGAGUUUCCCUAUCCAUGCUAUGACCCGGACACACACGAGGGUGAUCUUAAACUUCUAAAGCUGAACAAAAAGGCAACAAUUAAUAAAAACGUGGCUAUCCUUCAUCUCCCUAAAGUGGGAGACGAUGUGAAACCAGAAACUACCUGUCAAGUUGCAGGGUGGGGGAAGUUUCACAAUAAUUCACCUCCGUCUGAUAUUUUGAGAGAAGUCAAUGUCACCGUCAUAGACAGAAAAGUCUGCAAUAAUGAAAGGCACUAUAAUUAUAAUCCUGUGAUUGGACUGAAUAUGAUUUGUGCCGGACGCCUCCAAGGUGGAAAAGACUCUUGCAAUGGAGAUUCUGGAAGCCCUUUGAUAUGUGGAGGCACUUUCAGAGGCAUCACUGCCUUUGGCCUUCCAGGGAAGUGCGGAGACCCUCGAGGACCUGGCGUCUAUACUCUUCUCUCAAAGAAACACCUCAACUGGAUAGCUAAGACCAUGAAGCAUGCAGUUUAGAUCACUGUAUUUCAUUUCAUUUGCUGUCCCUUCUUUUCUGUUAAGUUUUUAUUGG
Messenger RNA from Hippopotamus amphibius kiboko, 871 nucleotides. RefSeq names its product granzyme A (gene GZMA). The transcript is spliced from 5 exons. Gene Ontology annotation, biological process: proteolysis; positive regulation of apoptotic process; negative regulation of oxidoreductase activity. Gene Ontology annotation, molecular function: serine-type endopeptidase activity. Lineage: Eukaryota; Metazoa; Chordata; Mammalia; Artiodactyla; Hippopotamidae. The record is from RefSeq and is a predicted model, not a curated record. The coding region runs from base 34 to 816 and encodes 260 amino acids.